Nasonia vitripennis (jewel wasp) is the source of this 4024-nucleotide messenger RNA. RefSeq names its product putative helicase mov-10-B.1. Bases 1255 to 3708 code for a protein of 817 amino acids. NCBI's taxonomy places the organism in Eukaryota, Metazoa, Arthropoda, Insecta, Hymenoptera, Pteromalidae. The record is from RefSeq and is a predicted model, not a curated record. The transcript is spliced from 11 exons. Gene Ontology annotation, molecular function: RNA binding; 5'-3' RNA helicase activity.
GUAUAUGCGUCAACGUUCUCGGAAAACUAUCGACGUGUAUACAAAGUUAUAGCUGGAGUCUCUCUACGCUGAUAUGCGUACCAACACUAUACCAACAACUAUACAACAGAGUACAGACUACGAAGUACAACAGUAUAAUAGGAUUUAAACGUGUUUCAUGGAAGUUCCCGCAGAUGGCAGUGUGAUCGUUUCUUAUAGAGUCGAUAUACGCAACAGAGUUGAACCGUUUACCCGAAGGCAGCCAUUUUCGGAUCUUUCGCUUAAUUAAAUAUCCGAAAGUGCAAUUUAGCACUAUGUAUAAAUUUGCAACAAAUAAUCGUGAGCGCGUAUAAAUCGUCGUUAAAGGAAAAAAAAAAAUUACAACUUAUUCGAAAUCGAACGAGACGAUCCACCACAGUCCACAUCCGCAUGUUCGUCUCCAAAAACAGCUUGACAAUAGCACAAGUAUCGCAAUUAUCAUGUAAACAUUGUUAUUAUCAAUAAAAAAUUCUCACCUACCUCUUCGCGAAGACCAACGCGAGUAACUUGCUGAUCCGUCGAAUCUCUUCUCCGAGUGCCUCUGUCACCAAUGACAUCUUAUCUGUCUACUUACUUCUAGCUUCAGCUGUUCGAAAUCACAUCGUGCACGUGCGUGUGUCCAAUUCGUCUGCAUUAGAGUCGUGAAUAUAGCUAUAUACUGUCACUCGGAGAAAAUCUUCGAGGAAGACGUCCUCGGGCGCACCGGAUCUCGUUCGGAACGCGAGUGACUCAACUUCCAAAGUGCCAAAAAGUGGGCCAGUUUUUGCAGACAGCAUAUAUUCAACUCUCGGUUCAACGACAUUGAUCUCAUUCCGAGGAAUCGGGGAACAUAAGAGAAUACUCCGCUCGGUUUUUCUUUUGGGUUAGGAUAGAUAUAUAGAUAUAAGUACAGGUGCACAUUAUAUGUCAUAAGUAGCGCGUGAAGCAUUUUAUUCGGGUCGCUGCGAAAGUGAAGGAUGAUGUCAUCGUGGGAUUUUUCAAAUUCCCUGAAAACGUCCCGACUGUCACCUGUUACACUACUAUAGUCGCUAGUGCAGCUGCGGUUAGCAGCUGACUUUGGUUGGAUAUUUACCCUCAUCGAGAUUCGCAACUUUUUAUACAGAGGUGUGCGACGAGCCCGCUGACGGUGCCAAUAAUAGGCUUUUAUAAAGUUUGACGUUCGACGGACUGAAACAAAGAAGACGCUGCAGCGUUUAUUGUUGUCGAGCAUACAUUCGAGAAGAAAAAAAACUAGUCAUGAAUUCCCAGGUCCUCACAAAGAGAUACCAAGGGUUUAACAAUAGCCACAAAAAGAAAAACAACAACUACAAUUACUUUGUACUCCCAACUGCGGUAAGCCUGCCAACGUUUCCAAUACCCAAAGAUUUGAUCCCUGUAGUUAUGAGAGAUCUAAAGCCAUUUGAUGGCAUAACAGAAAAAGGAAUACAGUUCUUGAGGGUACUGGAAAAAAUAAAAAAUGCAGAGGGAAUAGAAUUGACAGAGAAAAAUUACCUACAAAUUUUUAAAAUCAUGUUAUACGUUGAAGAAAUCCAAAAUAAUAAAGAUAUGAGAAGGUAUGAUCAAGAAGGAAAGAAAAUUGAAAGGAUAUCAAAGAACUUGAAAAUUUUUAAAAUUUAUGUGGAUGGUUUAAUGGAAGAGAGACCAUCAGUCAGACCUAAUGAUACAGUAGAAAUUCGGGAUUCUGCAAGCAAGGUUUUAUAUCUACUAACAGUUACGAAUGUCAUGAAUGAUCAUCUUAUAGCAGCUGCUGGUGAAAGGUUUUGUCAGCAGUUUAGUCCAGAAAAGUUGUAUAACGUUAGAUUCAAAUUUCAAAAUUAUCCACUAAGAUGUUGUCAUUAUGCCAUAACUCUGAUGAAGAUGUAUGAAUUAACUCCACAUUUCUUUCCUUUCAAAAGGCCAACGUUUAAUAAACCAAGCAGCAACGAGUAUUGGUUUAACAAAAUGAUUGAAAGUAAUCCAGAACAGAAGCAAGCUGUCCUUAAUAUAGCUUGCAAAGCAUCUUAUCCUGCACCAUACAUUUUAUAUGGACCCCCAGGAACUGGAAAAACUGCUACAGUGGUAGAAGCUAUUUGCCAGGUGUGGCAAGAAAAUCCAUCAGAGCAUAUUUUAGUAUGCACUCCAUCUAAUGCUGCAGCAGACGUCAUAACGAAACGAUUAUUGUAUUGUGGAAUUCCAGAUCAUAAUCUGUAUAGAAUGUACAGCCCAUCGAAAGAGGGGUCUCAAAUUGAUGAUGCUAUUGUAAGCUGCUCUAAUUAUGUUGAUGGUCAAGUAAUGAUGCUCCCUAAAGAGCUUGUGCUACUGAAAAAAAUUGUUAUCUGCACUCUUGUUGCCUGUACAAGAUUGUUGUUUAUGGAUUUUCGCGAGAAGCAUUUUGCAUAUGUAUUUAUUGAUGAAGCAGGACAAGCCACAGAACCAGAAGUGAUGAUACCAUUUUCUUUACUAAGUAGUACAAGAGAAGGUCGAAUUGGAAGGCUACACGGUCAAGUAGUUCUGGCUGGUGAUCCAAAGCAGUUGGGGCCUGGAGUUAGAUCGACAAUAGCAAAGCCCAUACUUGGAAGAUCAAUGUUGGAAAGAAUGAUGGAUUGUGAGCCCUACAGGAAAAAUGAACAUGGUCAAUACAAUCCAAGUUAUAUCACAAAAUUGAUUCGAAAUUACAGAAGUCACCCUGCCAUAAUUCGCGUAUCCAAUGAACUAUUUUACGACGACGAAUUGAUAGCUUGUGGAGAUGAAGAAGAAAUACGUAAAGCAGAAAAUUGGCCACACCUCGUGCAACCAAAAUUCCCCAUUAUUUUCCAUGGUGUUGAAGGUUUGGAGGAAAAAGAUCAAAAGUCACCUAGUAUUUUCAACAUGGCCGAGAUAAAAUUCGUUGUGCACUACGUUGCCAAUCUUUUACUGGGACAAAAAUUGAACAAUACUAUAAUUACACAAGCGGAUAUUGGCAUAGUUACACCAUUUUCUGCGCAAAGAUUUAAACUGCAUAGAGCUCUCCAGGAACGUGAUAUUAAUAAUAUCGAUGUGGGUACAGUCGAACUUUUCCAGGGACAAGAAAAAGAAAUCAUUAUUCUUUCGACAGUUCGAAGUAAAACGUUCUUUCACGACAAUAGACAUCAUAUAGGAUUCCUAUCUAAUGAGAAAAGAUUCAAUGUAGCCACAACGAGAGCUAAAGCUCUUUUGAUUGUCGUGGGAAGCCCGGCAAUUCUACAGACAGACAAAUCCUGGUGGCAUCUGUUGAAAUUUUGUCAGCUCAAUAACGCGUGCCGUGGAGUUAAAUUUAAUUUAAGAAAUGAUAUACAAGAUUUUGAGAACGCGAUAGCUAAUGGAGUAAAACAUCACAAGUGGUCUUUAAACGAUAGUAACUUGGAAGUUAUACAAUUAGAUGACGGAAUCGUUGUGAGUGAUGGUGGUAGCGUAGUGGAUGAAAAUGAACGUCCGAGUACAUCUCGCAAUACUACCAACAAUACUUGGGGUCCUGCCAAUACGUACAAUUCAUACACAAAUAAUUUCGCUACUAAUAGUACUUUUAACCAUGCAUCCAAGUACAAUUCAUACGCCGCGAGUAAUAAUGCUCCUCGCUCUGAAGUAUUAAUUUCAAAUGUAGUAAUGCAGAAAAUGAGCGACUUAAAACUGGAAAAGGCAAACGCUAAGAAAAAAAGAAAAGAGAAAAAAAAGAAAGAUAAGAAUGAGAGUUAAUAUGAUAUUUAAACGAACCGAUACCGCAGAUGCCUUAAACGAUCAUUAUUAACGAUGCUAAACUUUUGAGUAAAAUCCAAGUAACGUUGAUAAAAUAUUGUUGAGUGUCAGCCUUUGUAAAUACUUUUGUUACUUUGUGAUAUUACUCUAGUACCGAAAGUUAAGAAAUUUUUACUAACCAAAAUAAAAUUUAACUCGUUCAUAUUUUUAAUGUUGUGAAAAAUGUCACACGUAUAUAUAUUACUAACAUCGGGUACUAAGUUUGUAUUUUAUCUAUUAGACUUGAUAUUAAUAUUAAUUAUUUUUUAAAAAUUAA